AGGUUCCUGCUCGGACUUGUCGCGAUUCCGAUUCCGAGGCUGGCAGCCUGCCUUGUCUGAGGAUCCCCUGCACCAGUCCCGCCGUGCGCCUCCCCCGACUCGCGUGCCCCUCCUCCGGGCGGUGCAAGUGGACCUGGUGGGAGGCACCGGCAGGCUAGCGGCCACCUAAUCCACUGCAAUCGCACGCGGGUGUACACGCUUCUCCCGCUCCUGACCUGGGGCCCGGAGCGAGGUCGAGUUACGGAAAAAUAUUUUUUAUAAUUUAACCAGACAGGGCGGGAAGGCGUGGGGCCGGGAGCGGAAUCAAAAGAGGUGGGCAGGCCUCUCACUGGCAUUCUGGGGGCAGAGCCCACGCACUCAUUUCCUGGAGAUAUCCGGCUCCGGCCACCACUGCUGUCCCUGCUGCCUUCGACCUCUGCCACCCCGGCGACCAUGGGUCUGCAGCUCUACCUGGACCUGCUGUCCCAGCCCUGCCGCGCCGUCUACAUCUUCGCCAAGAAGAACGGCAUCCCCUUCGAGCUGCGCACCGUGGAGCUGCUCAAAGGUCAGCACCUGAACACGGAGUUCCUCCCAGCUAACAGCCUGCAGAGGCUGCCUGUCCUCAAGGACGGUGACUUCAUCUUGAGCGAAAGUGUGGCUAUCCUGAUUUACCUGAGUGUUAAGUAUCAGACGGCGGAUCACUGGUACCCAUCAGACCUGCAGGCCCGCAUGCGUGUCCAUGAGUACCUAGGAUGGCAUGAUGACCGCAUCCGUAGCACCUUUGGUGUGUCCCUGUGGGCCCAGGUGCUGGCACCGCUCAUUGGGAUUCAGCUGCCUGAGGAGAAGCUGAGGCGCAAUAGAGCUGCCAUGGACCGGGCCCUGCAGCACCUGGAGGACAAGUUCCUGGGGGACAAGGCUUUCCUCACAAGCCAGCAGGUGACGCUGGCGGACAUCAUGGCUCUGGAAGAGCUGAUGCAGGUUGUGGCUCUUGGCUGUGACCUGUUUGAGGGACGGCCACGACUGGCCGCCUGGUGCCAGCGGGUGGAGGCUUUCCUGGGUGCUGAUCUGUGCCAGGAGACCCACAGCCUCAUCCUGAGCAUCCAGGAGCUGGCAGCCAACAAAAAACUCCCGGACCCUCCCCCAGAGAUGCAGUCCAGUAUGCUGCUUCGUAUAUCCAGGAUCCCCUGACGGGCCUGGGAUAAGGUCGACUGGGGUCAGAAGAUUGGUAGUCUUCAUUCUGUUUCUUACUUUUCAUAUUUUGUCCCUUUUCUUUCUUUGUUUAAGAUUUAUUAUUAUUGAUCUUUAGAGGGGAAGGGAAGGAGAGAGGGAGAGAAAUAUCAAUGUAUGGUUGCCUCUCAUGUGUACCCCACUGGGAACUGGCCUGCAACCCAGGCGUGUGUCCUGAUUGGGAAUCUAACUGAAGUUGUUUGAUUCGCAGGCCCGCACUCAAUCCACUGAGCUACACCAGCAAGGGCCUUUUGUCCCUUUUCAUCUUUUCCAUGUUGUCACAGUCUCUCCGAUUCCCGGAGGAACUCUUCUCAGAUGGGACGUUGAAUGUCCUUGGCAGAGCUUCUCCUCAGGUGCACCAGAUGUAAUCAAUAGAAAAUUAAAAGUUGCCAUAUGUAUAUAAAGAGCUCCUAAAAUUCAAUAACAUGAAGAAAAAGAAAGCAACUAAAAAUCAGUAAAUGCCACCGUCGGUCUUUUAAAUAUAGUGAAGAUUCUGAUACUUUGAUACAGAACCAAGAAUUCUUGCUUUGCCCCGGCUGGUGUGGCUCAUUUGGUUGAGUGUCAUCCUGUAAACUAAAAGGUCACUGGCUCGAUUCGUGGUCAGGGCACAUACCUGGGUUGCAGGUUUGGGCCCCGGUUGGAGCAACUACAGAAGGCAGCCAAUUGCUGUUUCUCUCUUACAUUGAUGUUUCUUUCCCUCCUUUCCUUUCUCUCUAAAAUCAAAAGUUAAAAAAAUGGAGCCCUGGCUGGUCCGGCUCAGUGGACUGAGAGCUGGACCAUGAACCAAAGAGUCACCAGUUUGAUUCCCCAUCAGGGCAUAUGCUUGGGUUGAGGGCCAGGUCCCCUGUGGGGGGGAGGCUCGAGAGGCAACCACACAUUGAUGUUUCUCUUCCUCCCUUCCCCUCUCUCUAAAAAAAUAAAUAAAAUCU
Artibeus jamaicensis (Jamaican fruit-eating bat) is the source of this 2135-nucleotide messenger RNA. Its product is annotated as glutathione S-transferase theta-2B-like. Gene Ontology annotation, biological process: glutathione metabolic process. Gene Ontology annotation, cellular component: cytoplasm. The coding region runs from base 433 to 1167 and encodes 244 amino acids. The record is from RefSeq and is a predicted model, not a curated record. Lineage: Eukaryota; Metazoa; Chordata; Mammalia; Chiroptera; Phyllostomidae. The transcript has 5 exons. Gene Ontology annotation, molecular function: glutathione transferase activity.